AUGUAUGUAAAUUAUUUGACCAAGCUGACUACGGCCGAAGGCAUAUGUGGUGAUGGUUGGGACUUAUAUCACGACGAUUAUUACGAUAUAUGCUAUAAAUAUAUUGCCGAGGGUUUGGGUGACUAUCAGACUGUGGCCACAGCCUGUAGGGGUGAAAUGGACUCAACUCUACCCACUAUUAACUCAUUCGAAGAACAGGAAUUUCUCGACAAACUUAUUAUUAAAUACAAAAUGGUAGACAAUGUAUGGCUCGACGCAGGCAUCAAAAACAAACACAUUGUUUGGACGGACAGUAGUAGUGGUGAGUAUGAGAAUUGGAUUCCCGGCCGACCGGUUGAUGAUGGCAAUUGUGUGGAAAUGUUGGCCGACAAAGCUAACGUGGGCAAAUGGGCCGAUGAACCAUGCACAAAGAAAAAUGCAUACAUGUGUAAACGUCUAGUGAUGUGGUCGGGCCAGCGUAUGGAGCGUUUGAUCAGGGACAAUCGGCGACUAUUAAAUGAAUUGAAACAAUUUCAGAAUAAACUGCAAUCUGAAAUUACUCAGAUAAAAGACACUCAAAUUCCUAUUGGUUUUACAUACGUACAAUUGCCUGGUAAGCCCGAGCCCAAAACACUAUGGCCCGCAUACACGUGGUCAGAUGUCACGGCCGAAUACGCGGGUCAAUUUUUCCGGGCCGAAGGCAACGGUAGCCUUGAGUUUGGUAAGGGUAUUCAGGCUGAAAAUGCACCUAGAUUGUCCAAAGUUCAAAAAUUCUAUAAAACCUCUGAAAUAUAUGAAGAUGCGGAUUUAACUCCUGGUGUGUGGAGUAAAAAUGUGCUAUCAGGCGGUCCUGGUAGUGGAAUUGACCAUAAUUCUCUUAAAUAUUUGCUGAGCGCUGGUGAAGUGCGACCUCGUAAUCAAGCGGUGCGCAUAUUUCAACGCACUAAAUAA
Medioppia subpectinata is the source of this 930-nucleotide messenger RNA. Lineage: Eukaryota; Metazoa; Arthropoda; Arachnida; Sarcoptiformes; Oppiidae. The record is from the annotation of a GenBank genome assembly.